Molecule: messenger RNA, 870 nt
Organism: Trichomonas vaginalis G3
Lineage: Eukaryota; Parabasalia; Trichomonadida; Trichomonadidae
Product: phage tail repeat-like family
Exons: 1
Coding region: 1-870 (289 amino acids)
Source: RefSeq, a predicted model, not a curated record
AUGUAUGUAAGCUAUAAAAAGAAUGAUGGUACACAAGUUAAAGUUCCAUUAGACAACAACUGCUACUUAAACUUAUAUGGAGACGAACAAAAGAAAUAUUUAAGAGUUUAUGAAAUGGCAGAUAUGACUUUGCCUGACCCAGCUCCGGCACCACAUUAUUAUGACUAUGGAGAUGACGACAGAACACCACAUGUAGAUGAACAAAAGCUAACAUUAUAUUUAGAUUAUUAUAGAUAUAAAAGAUAUAAUGCAAUAGAAAAAACGAGAAUAGUAUAUUAUUAUACAGAUGACAGAAAUAAAUAUUAUAGUCAAGAUUUUACCUACCCUGAAAACAUAAGAUUAUAUUAUAAAAAAUAUUCUGACACAAACCAGAAGAAACCUGAAAUAGUUGCACUAUAUUUUAAGUUCAAAAGAGACAAUCCUAUAAUAUCUCAUAUGUUUGAUUUAAUGAACCCAGUAGGUUCUAUUUAUACAUCUAUGGAUGCAAGAGGUCCUCAAGUAAUGUUUGGUGUUGGUGCAUGGGAACAAAUAGUCGACAGGUUUUUGUAUUGUGCAAACUCUUCAAAGGAAACAGGUGGAAGUAAAACAAUUACAGGUGAAAAUUUACCUGCACACAGUCACUACAUAGAUUUAAGUACAUCUCAAGCAGGUUGGCAUAAGCAUAGAUAUUGGGAUUGGUCAGGAAUGACAAAAGGUAAAGGAUAUGAUGUUAAAGAUGACGUUAAGUUUGCUAUAAAUUGUUACUGGAGUGACACUCAGGGAGAAGGAAACCAUACACAUUUCGUUUCAGGAUAUACACAAACAACGGGACAAUGUAAAGAAUACAUGCCACCUUACAUGACAGUUUACGCAUGGUAUAGAAUUGCUUAG